Messenger RNA from Eimeria necatrix, 525 nucleotides. RefSeq lists its product as hypothetical. Lineage: Eukaryota; Apicomplexa; Conoidasida; Eucoccidiorida; Eimeriidae. The transcript is spliced from 2 exons. Bases 1 to 525 code for a protein of 174 amino acids. The record is from RefSeq and is a predicted model, not a curated record.
AUGGCCAGAAGAGGUAAAUUAGCGCUUUCCGUGCAAAAGCGAAGGCUCUUGAGGACUUAUGUUUGCAUUUUAAACAGAAACGAGCAUUUCAAAUGCAGAGUUCCUUCCGCCAGCGGGCCGCAGCUUGAAGAGCUGCCGGCCAGCGCAGCUCGCUGCUCCCCUUCUCUCGCUGCUGCAGCAGCAGCAGCAGCUGCUGCUGCUGCUGCAGCUGCUGCAGCAGCAGCGCCCCGGCCGCCGGCUUGUCGAAAGCGCAAAACAACUUAUGUGGGGGCGGAACUGACAAGCGGCAGUCGAAGCUCAGUGAGCAGCAGCCCACAGCAGCAGCAGCAGCAGCAGCGCAGGCGGUGGCAGCAGCAGCAGCAGCAGCAGCUGCUGCUGCACCCGCAGCAGCUGCAGCUGCCAAGCCCAAAAGACCCCUCUCUCUCGGACUCCCCACAGGACCCCGCAGCAGCAGAGUGUGGGGCGGCUUCAGCUGCUGCUUCUUGCUGCAGUCUUGAUGGCAUAAUUGUGGUGGGAUACAAAUGA